CACCUCGCGUUAUCCCACGAGGCCACACCACAACCUCAGCCCGAUAACCAUCCACCUACGGUCCUACGCCGACUCGCCGCCGAAACCCUACGGCCCAAAUCGGGACCCCCCGCCCCUUCCCCCCCGCUCGUCCCUCUCCCCCGCCGCGAGGUUUGGUAAUCCGGCCGGCCCGAAGCGGCGGAUCAAAUCCCGCUCCUAGCUGUCGGCGCCAAUCUCGCGCCCCGGGCAUGGCGGAGCUCUUGGCGUCUUGGGCCGCCGAGGAGCGGUGGAUGUACCCGGCGUUCCUUGCCAUGUACGCCGCCAUCUAUUUCGUCGGUCAACUGGCCUUGUUCCGGCAGUGGGCGUGGCGGCACCGGCUGGACGGCGCCAGCUGUCUCAUCUCGCUCGCCCACGGCUCCGCCGCGGCGCUUGCUGCCGUCGCGGCCAUCGCCGCGCAGCCAGCGGAGGAGCGGGGCUUUGCAGUCCCCAACUCCCGCCUCCAGGACCACGUCCUCGACUACAGCGUCGCCUACUUCACCAUGGACCUGCUCCACUACCUCGCUUUCCUCCCUGGGGACAUCCUCUUCAUCGCCCACCACCUCGCCACGCUCUUCGUCUUCAUCACCUGUCGCUACCUCGUCCACCAUGGCGCAUACGCGCUCCUCGUCCUGCUCUUUCUCGCAGAGAUCACCAGCCUCCUGCAGAACGUCUGGACCCUCGCCGGGAUCUGGCGAGCUGAGGUUCCAGCUGCUGCCAGGGUGUACAACGCCCUCUCGCUGCCGUUCUAUGUGCUAUACACCAUCGUCAGGGGCGUCGCCGGACCACUAUUCUUCCUCAAGAUGAGCCUGUUCUACCUGUCGGGGCAGGCGGUGGACGUUAUCCCAUGGUGGGUGCGCAUAUCUUGGAUCAUCGUCGUCGGCACUGCUAUCACGGUGAGCAAUCUGUGGAUUUGGAAUCUUUGGAAGGUGAUGUUUAGGGAACGGAAGCAGAGUAUGGAAAAGAAAGCCACAUAGUUGUGGCCUUGUAGGUAUACCAUGUACCUGUUAGGGGCUCAAUUUGUCAGAAUCGUGGUGUACUGGUGAUAGCUGAUGAGGAUGAUAAUUGAUAAAAUUGAUGUUUCCUCAAAAAAUGCUUAUGAAUUAGUGAUAAUGGAUACUUUGAGGAUAUUCAUGGAGAAUGCAUGCUUUGAUAUCUGUCCCUUCAGUCAGCCAUUUAGGUGAGAAAUUUAAUUAGUAAUCUUGUUUAGUAGUGUGCUUCUGUGGACAUUUGCUACUACAUAGUGAAUUUGUCUUGGUGUGCC
This is a messenger RNA of Brachypodium distachyon (stiff brome), 1279 nucleotides long. Its product is annotated as TLC domain-containing protein At5g14285. The record is from RefSeq and is a predicted model, not a curated record. Bases 228 to 992 code for a protein of 254 amino acids. Gene Ontology annotation, cellular component: membrane. The transcript has a single exon. Lineage: Eukaryota; Viridiplantae; Streptophyta; Magnoliopsida; Poales; Poaceae.